This is a messenger RNA of Trichogramma pretiosum, 2117 nucleotides long. RefSeq names its product brain mitochondrial carrier protein 1-like. The record is from RefSeq and is a predicted model, not a curated record. The transcript is spliced from 8 exons. The coding region runs from base 219 to 2090 and encodes 623 amino acids. Lineage: Eukaryota; Metazoa; Arthropoda; Insecta; Hymenoptera; Trichogrammatidae.
UUUCGUUCUCGAUCUAGCCUGACACAUGUGCUUUAAUCGGACUUAAAAUACUGUGCGAGCUGUGUUUAGUACAAUGUAAUAUAUGUAUCGUGAUAAUGUCAAGUACUUCCACGUAUUCUCUUGACACUUACGUCACAUUGCGUGAAUGAUCCAUUGAUGUGAGUGUAGUUUAGGGAAAAGCACAAAUCACUAAAAUAUAAUAGAGAAGCAACAACGUCAUGUCUGCUAACGACAAGAAGAUGCGAGUGGCCACACACGACAAGCCUGCAGGUGUCGAGUUCGCCAUCGGCGCCACGGCGGCCGUCGGCGCCGGCUUCUUCACCAACCCCAUCGACGUGGUGAAGAUCCGACUGCAGCUGCAGGGCGAGCUCGAGGCUCGGGGCACCUACACUCGAGCCUAUCGCAACACCUUCCACGCGGCCUAUCAGAUAGCCCGCCACGAGGGCCUCCUCGCCCUGCAGUCGGGCCUGGUGACAGCUCUCGGUUUCCAGGUCGUGCUCAACGGCACCAGACUGGGUUCCUACAAUCUGGCCAAGAGGUACGAGCUGAUAGUCAACGAGGCGGGCGACACCAACGUCUUCAAAACGGCGACGAUCUCCGGUAUCGCCGGCUGCGUCGGAGCCGUACUGGGCAGCCCUCUGUACCUGGUGAAAACUCAAUUGCAAUCGCAAUCGGCCAAGAGCAUAGCCGUGGGCCAUCAACACAAUCACAGCGGCACUAUGUCGGCCUUUCGAACGCUCUGGCGGGAGGGUGGAGUGAAGGCUUUGUACAGAGGAUGGUACGCUAACAUACCGAGGGUCUUUGUUGGAUCGGCCACUCAGCUCACGACUUUCGGUCUCUUUUCCGAUUGGCUUCGACCCAUGGAAAUGUUCACCGACAAGCCGAUCUUUUUGACGUUUGUCGCAUCGUUGAUGGGUGGAAGUUGCGUUGCGUUGACCAUGCAACCCUUCGACGUUGUAGCUACUCGUUUGUACAAUCAAGGUACUGAUGCAAAAGGUCGUGGCUCACUGUACAAUGGACUAUUCGACGCGCUUUACAAGAUAUUCCGCACAGAGGGAGUCUUCGGUCUUUACAAGGGCGUCUUUCCAACCUGGAUGAGAAUAACUCCACAUACAGUUCUGUGUUUGGUGUUUUACGAAAAAAUAGCUCGAUUUUUGGGUGACUCGGAUCCGACAGCAGCCCCGACGAUGGAGCUCGCCAUAGGAGCCGUGGCCGCUCUCUGCGCUGGUUUCUUCACCAACCCCAUCGACGUGGUCAAGAUCCGACUUCAAUUGCAGGGCGAACUCGAGGCUCGGGGCUCCUAUCGGCGCAUCUACCGCAACACCUUCCACGCGGCCUACCUCAUCGCCAAGCACGAGGGGGUCUUCGCGCUUCAAGCCGGCUUAGCUCCGGCGCUGGGCUUCCAAAUGGUCCUCAAUGGCAUUCGCAUAGGCGGCUACAAUUUGGCCAAGAACAACGAGCUGACGCUCAACGAGGCCGGCCAAGUCGACGUGCUGAGGUCCCUGCUGGUCUCGGGCGGCACCGGAUGCAUCGGCUCGGCGAUCGGCAGUCCCCUCUACCUGGUCAAGACGCAGCUGCAGUCGCAGGCCCCGAGCAGCAUAGCCGUCGGUACUCAGCACAAUCACGCGAGCACAAUGGCAGCCUUCAGGGAGCUGUGGAGGCAGGGCGGCCUCAAAGGCAUCUACAGAGGCUGGCACGUGGGUGUGCCGAGGAUAUCCGUCGGCUCGGCUACGCAGCUCACCACCUACAGCGUCGUUGCCGAUCAUCUCAAGACUUAUCAGAUAUUCCACGACAAACCCAUGUGGUUGACAUUUUUUGCAUCGCUCGUCGGCGGUACCUGCGUCGCUGUCACGAUGCAACCUUUCGAUGUCGUAGCCACACGAGUUUACAAUCAAAGAACUGAUGCGGCAGGAAAAGGUGUGCUUUACACCGGUCUUUUUGAUGCAUUUUAUAAAAUUCUCAAAACGGAGGGUAUUACUGGACUGUACAAAGGAGUUUUUCCCACCUGGCUGAGAAUUGCUCCACAUACUGUGCUAUGUCUCGUUUUUUACGAGAAAUUCGAUCAGUUUUUUAGUGAAAAUUUUAGAUAAAACGUUGAUCGUCAUGGUACGCCGUAC